Messenger RNA from Penicillium oxalicum, 2091 nucleotides. Its product is annotated as nuclear export protein Noc3. Gene Ontology annotation, cellular component: nucleolus. Gene Ontology annotation, biological process: DNA replication initiation. Lineage: Eukaryota; Fungi; Ascomycota; Eurotiomycetes; Eurotiales; Aspergillaceae. The transcript has a single exon. The record is from RefSeq and is a predicted model, not a curated record. The coding region runs from base 1 to 2091 and encodes 696 amino acids. Gene Ontology annotation, molecular function: chromatin binding.
AUGGCUCGCGGACCGAGUGCGAAACGGAGGCGCUUGAGCCCUCCGGCAGACGGCAAAGCGUCGCGAAAUGCUGAGCUGUACAGCGGCGCUGACGAAUGGGACGCGGAGCAAGACUACGAGCGUCGCCCGCGCAAGGCGAGCAAAAAAGACAACGAGCGCACUCGACUGCCUAUCAAGACCUCCGAAGGCGUUGUUCACGCAGUCGAAGAUGUUGAGGAAGCCGGAGAUGAGACUGAUAGUUUCUUGGGUACCGACGAUGACGAGAUGGAGGACGGAUCGGAAGGUGAAGACAGUGAAGAGGAGGAGGAAAUUGAGAAAAAGCCGAAGAUUCCUGUGAAGGUCCAAAUUCUUCAAGCAAAGGAGGACCUAGCUCGUAUCGCCACGUCAAUCAACGAAGAUCCCGAGGAGAACAUCGCUCUUUUUAAGACCAUGGCCGAUAUGGUGGACAAGGAGGGCGCCCCUGUGACGGUCCGAAAAUUGGCUUUGGCUGCGCAGGCUGCAGUCUACAAGGAUGUCAUUCCAGGAUAUCGCAUUCGUCCUCUGAGUGAAGAAGAUAUGCAAGGGAAGCACUCAAAAGAAGUACGCAAGCUGCGCAAUUUCGAGCAGUCAUUGGUUUCUGGGUACAAGAACUACGUCCAGAAGCUGGCCACGCUCUCAAAGCCUGGACGAGCCAAUGCGGACACCGAUCCUGGCUUGAAAAGUCUUGCUAUCAGCUGUGCGUGCACUUUGCUACAGGCCGUUCCCCAUUUCAACUUCCGCAGCGAGCUGGUUAAGAUUCUCGUCAACCGUCUUGCCAGAAAGCAGGUGGACGGUGAUUUUGUCAAGUGCCGGGAAACGAUGGAAGAGAUUUUCACCAAGGAUAACGACGGAGUUGUCUCUCUGGAGGCAGUGCGACUUCUUUCAAAGAUGAUGAAGGCACGGGAGUUCAACAUUAAUGAGAGCGUCCUCAAUACCUUCCUGCACCUCCGCCUUCUUGGCGAGUUUUCAAGGAAGGCAUCGCGAGACAGGGUGGACCGCGAAGAGCCCGAGGAUGAAAAGACAUUUGGAAAGAAGCAAAAGCAGAAGCGCGAGUUCAGGACCAAACGAGAACGCAAGGUCAUGAAGGAGCGCAAGAUCGUCGAGAAAGACAUGAAGGUCGCUGAUGCCUUGGUCUCUCACGAGGAGAGGGACAAGAACCAGGCCGAGACUCUGAAGCUUGUGUUUGGUGUCUACUUCCGCAUUCUGAAGCAGCGAAUUCCUAAUCUCAUGGGUCCCGUACUUGAGGGUCUCGCCAAAUACGCUCAUUUGAUUAAUCAGGACUUCUUCGGAGACCUUUUGGAGGCGAUGAAAGACCUCAUUGGCCACGCUGAGCGUGAUGAGCUCGAUCAAGCCGACGAAGAUGUCUCUGAAGAUGAGGAGGAUGAAGAGGAAAACGAAGAUGAACUUCACAAGGCCGAACCCACAAAACGGGACGCUCGCCGUGAGACCCUUCUUUGCACAAUCACAGCCUUUGCCCUGCUCGAAGGCCAAGAUGCCAGCAAAGCUGCCAGCACCUUACACUUGGAUUUAAGUUUCUUCAUCAAGCAUCUUUACCGCUCACUCUACGCUCUGUCUAUGAAUCCGGACGUGGAGUACAACCCUAAUACUUCACUCCGUCUUCCCGACCCCAACUCCGCCGAAGAGCAGGCGGCCGCCCAGCUGAAGGCCAACAACAAGGUCAACUUCCAAACACCAAUGGUCCUGCUGCUUCGUUGCCUCCAGUCAGCCUUACUGUCUCGAGCUCACGGCACACCUCCCCCGGUUCGUUUGGCUACUUUUUCCAAGCGUCUGAUGACGACAUCUCUCCAACUUCCCGAGAAAUCAGCCAUUGCAACUCUUUCGUUGAUGAACCAAGUCACCAAGCAUCAUGCCCGCCGAAUUUCAUCGCUAUGGCACUCGGAUGAGCGCAAGGGGGACGGUGUCUUCAAUGCAUACGCUACGGACGUGGAGGCCACGAACGUUUAUGCGGGCUCGGUAUGGGAAGGAGAGCUGUUGCGCCAUCACUACUGUCCCCAGGUGAGGGAAUCAGUAAUUGACAUUGAAAAGAUGAUGACCGGAACUGGUGUAAAAUAG